Molecule: messenger RNA, 542 nt
Organism: Drosophila melanogaster (fruit fly)
Lineage: Eukaryota; Metazoa; Arthropoda; Insecta; Diptera; Drosophilidae
Exons: 2
Coding region: 55-423 (122 amino acids)
Molecular function (GO): cysteine-type endopeptidase inhibitor activity
Source: RefSeq, marked reviewed
CGGCGGACCCAUCAGUUUUCGUUCAGUUCGUCGCAAGCAAAGUCAUAUAUAAAAAUGUUUCUCGCCAAGAUUCUAAUCCUGUGCACCGCCUGCGUGUUGGUCAGUGCCACGCCGUUUGGACUCGGUGCACCAAAAGUCCUCGAAGGCGAGGAUCUGGCCAGUGCCCAGCAAACGCUUGAGGCAUCCUUGACCAAAUUGGCUGCUGGCGAAGGACCCCACUAUCGCCUCUCCAAAAUUCUUUCGGCAACGUCCCAGGUGGUCUCUGGCUUUAAGAAUGAUUACUCUGUGGAGCUGAUCGAUAAUCAGGGUGCUACCAAGGUGUGCCAAGUGGACAUCUGGUCGCAAAGCUGGCUUCCCAAUGGUAUCCAGGUGACCUUCAGGUGCCCAAAUGAACCAGAACUGGUCAGGAAACACGAUGCUUAAAUAAACAUUAUUUUUCAAUUCAAUUGUAAAGCUUUUACUUUUUUGUUUUUUUUUUUUUUAACUUUACAUAUUGGCAAACAUAAAUCAAGAAAUUUGACUUUUGGUCAAUUGAUAACCGG